UUUGGGGGCAGGAUAUCUUUUUAGUGACUGAUUUUUAUCUCUUAUAUCUGGCAACCCCGCAUCUCAGUCGCAGCUGCUGGUCUGUAAUUCUGCCUCAAAAGUUAACAAACCUUUACGGUUUUCGGGAGUUUCUUUUAUUCCUAAACCUCGAUCCACACUUUAGGACCAAGGAUUGGGUAAACGAGGAGUAAAAUGGAGGUUUUAUCACCGCCAAGGAGAGAAUGUGCAGCCGUGGAGCAGUCCCAGAGCAGUCUCCCAGCAUUCCUUCCUCAACUCUCAACUGUCCCAAGAUCUCACCAUGAACAUCAGUAGAAACUGCAGUGCAGCAGGGAAUGGUGAGGGUCUUGCGGCCCUGGAGUCAGUCUCCAUUGUCACCAUCACACUGCUGGCCUGCCUCGGGAACCUCCUGAUUGUAGUCACCCUCUACCGCAAACCUUACCUGCUCACCCCUAGUAACAAGUUUGUGUUCAGCCUGACUCUGUCCAACCUGCUGCUUUCCACGCUGGUGCUACCCUUCGUGGCUGUCAGCUCAGCUAAGAGGGAAUGGGUGUUUGGGGUAGUGUGGUGCAACUUCACCGCCCUGCUCUAUCUGCUCAUCAGCUCAGCUAGCAUGCUCACACUGGGUGCCAUUGCCAUUGACAGGUACUACGCAGUGCUAUACCCGAUGAUCUACCCCAUGAAGAUCACAGGAAACCGGGCAGUGGUGGUCAUCACGUACGUUUGGCUGCACUCCCUGGUGGGCUGCCUGCCCCCUCUCUUUGGCUGGUCCUCCUUUGAGUUCGACUGCUUUAAAUGGACUUGCGUCGCAUCAUGGCACAGAGAGCCGAGCUACACUUUCUUCUGGGUUACCUGGUGCAUCCUCCUACCCUUAGUCAUCAUGCUGGUCUGUUAUGGAGUCAUUUUCCGCGUAGCCCGCAUGAAAGCACGGAAAGUGCAUUGUGGUACAGUGGUUGUAAAUCAGGACGAAUCCAACGGUACUCAGAAGAACGGGCGUAAGAACUCAAGCACGUCGCUGUCCUCAACUGGAAGCAGACGAAGCCUGGUGUACGCAGGGAGUCAGUGCAAAGCCUUUGUCACCAUCUUAGUGGUGAUAGGGACGUUCCUGGUGACCUGGGGUCCAUACGUAGGGGUUGUGUGCACUGAGGCUCUAUGGGGACCAGGAAGUGUCUCUCAGGCUCUGGAGACUUUGGUAGCGUGGCUUUCUUUUUGCAGUGCUGUCUGUCACCCACUCAUCUAUGGUCUAUGGAAUAAAACAGUAAGGAAGGAGCUGCUGGGGAUGUGCUUUGGGGAUCGGUACUACAGAGAGUCGUUUGCCACUAGACACAGGACGACUAGACUCUUCAGCAUCUCAAACAGAAUCACAGAUCUGGGUAUGUCUCCACACCUGACUGCCAUAUUGGCUGGAGGAGGACAUCUGCUGGCUCCUGGGAGUAGUACAGGAGAUACUGGCUUCAGUUUCACCCAGGAUUCCGGCACAGACGUGAUGCUGUUGGAUAACUUCUCCACUGACAGCUCCUCACACCCACAACAUCACUGGAACCUGUCUGGGAAAAGGAGGAGCUCCGUCACCUUUGAGGACCAAGUGGAGCAUUCCAAAGUUGAGAACACCAAUUCUUCCUCAGUGCAGGUCCACGCAGAGGUGCACAAAUCCCUCGACACGUUUGCCUCCUGUCUGGCAAAGGCAAUAGAAAGCGACGCCAAGCUGACCAUGUUUGGAGAGGAGAUGACUCUGCCAGGGGUCUUUGUGCCCAAAGCAGCAGCAACAAGACCCAGAUACCUGGACGGUCAGAGACUCAGGCUGGAAAGCAUAGAUGAAGGGAUUGUGAAAGACGACCAUCAUGAAGAGGAAGAAGAGCAGCAGGAGGAGAAAAAGGAGAAGGAGAAACCAAUCUGAACACAGAUAAUCUAGUGGUUAACUACACUGUGUUUAUUAUAACUGAACUGUUACUAAAUAGAGCUGUGGUACAGAGGAUGAAGUCCCAUCAUGCACGGGUACGCAAUACUUGAAAUGAAUCAGAAAAUAGGAAGUGGUACAGUAUUCUUUCCAACCAGUUGGACCAGUUUGUAUGGACUUAAUGUAUUUAAAUGGGAAGCCCUGCCUAACUACUGUAAAUUAUAUGAUCGUUGUAGUACAGUGUAUUUUACUGUGUUUUCGUUGUAUGUCCUCAGGUUUGGGAACAUCAUCAGGACAGUGGAACAGCUCCGUUCUGUCUGUGUCUGUUACAGCUGUAGUAUUUAUUUGGUCUUUCAUUCAUUAUCUUGUUCUUCUUCUACUUUGGUUGUGGUGGGAGUAGAGUGAUGGGGCAGGUUACAUCAGGGUCACAUACAGACAAAACCAUUCACACACACGUUCACACCACAGCAUCAGUGGGAGUCUCCAUUUGUGUGCACUAAAAAGGCAGGCAAUUUUUGCCUGAUCUGUGUCAGUUUUGACCCAAUCAGGUUCACUCAAGUAGUGAAAACCAAACUGGUUAAAACUAGUCUGCAGAUGCUAGUAGUUACUCAGAACAACAUUUUAUAAGUAUCAUGCAAGUCUUAAAGAAAGAAAAUUGUACAGUAGACUAAUGUUACACUUGUUUGCUGGUUAUGUGUCUUACCUCAUAUAUAUGUAUGUAUAUAAAUAUACAUACAUAUAUAGAUAUACACACGUUUAUAUAUGUACAUGUGUGUAUAUGUACACACACAUACAAAUAUAUAUAGUUUCUUGAUGAAAGGAAGACUGAACAUAUGUAAAAUGAACACAGCUUCAGUUUGGAGCUAAAGUCUUACCUCGUAUUUUCUCCUAUUUAAACAUUAAACAGGUACUUUUAAAAAAAAAAAAAAAACAAUGCUGUAUGCCUGACAGAUGAUGUAGCCCUCUGAUUUAUAUUAAGUUACAUUUAUUACCAAUAUUUGCAUUAAGGUUUUGUAUCAAGAAUAUGACAUUAAAAGUGUUGUGUUUUUCACAA
Cynoglossus semilaevis (tongue sole) is the source of this 2948-nucleotide messenger RNA. RefSeq names its product G protein-coupled receptor 161b (gene gpr161b). Gene Ontology annotation, cellular component: plasma membrane; recycling endosome. Gene Ontology annotation, molecular function: G protein-coupled receptor activity. NCBI's taxonomy places the organism in Eukaryota, Metazoa, Chordata, Actinopteri, Pleuronectiformes, Cynoglossidae. Gene Ontology annotation, biological process: G protein-coupled receptor signaling pathway. The record is from RefSeq and is a predicted model, not a curated record. The coding region runs from base 299 to 1894 and encodes 531 amino acids. The transcript has 6 exons.